Messenger RNA from Suhomyces tanzawaensis NRRL Y-17324, 1035 nucleotides. It is a transcript of the gene RAD23, whose product is annotated as Rad23p. Gene Ontology annotation, biological process: nucleotide-excision repair; proteasome-mediated ubiquitin-dependent protein catabolic process. Gene Ontology annotation, cellular component: nucleoplasm; cytosol. The transcript has a single exon. Lineage: Eukaryota; Fungi; Ascomycota; Pichiomycetes; Serinales; Debaryomycetaceae. Gene Ontology annotation, molecular function: polyubiquitin modification-dependent protein binding; damaged DNA binding; proteasome binding. Bases 1 to 1035 code for a protein of 344 amino acids. The record is from RefSeq and is a predicted model, not a curated record.
AUGCAAAUAAUCUUCAAAGACUUCAAGAAACAAAAGAUACCUAUCGAGGUAGAGUUGUCGGACUCUGUGUUGGCCACCAAGGAGAAAUUGGGCGCCGAGAAGGGCGUGGACGCUUCGCAACUCAAGUUUGUCUAUUCCGGAAAGGUUUUGCAAGACGACAAAACGUUGGAAGAGGUCAAGGUCAAGGAAGGGGAUUCCAUCAUUUUCAUGAUUUCCAAGGCCAAGAAGGCCACUCCCGCCCCAGCAGCCGAGCCAGCAGCCCCAGCAGCCCCUGCUGCCACCAGCACAACCGAAGCAACCGAUGCCCCCAGCGGAUCUGGCGAUGCUUCGUCAGAUGCCCCAAACUCGGCUCUUGCCCAAGGCUCUGAAAGAGAAGCCACCAUCGCCAACAUCAUGGAAAUGGGCUACGAAAGAUCACAAGUCGAGGCUGCCUUGAGGGCUGCCUUCAACAACCCACAUCGUGCCGUCGAAUACUUGUUGACUGGUAUUCCAGAGUCGUUACAAGCACCACCAGCAGCCUCUGCCGUUGCCCCACCACCUGAAUACUCACAAGAUGCCGACGUCUCGCGCGACGAAGACGACCACCACGGCGAAAACUUAUUUGAGGCUGCUGCCGCGGCCCAAGCCCAAGGUCAAGACCUCGAUGGUGGUGCUUCCGGAGACGCUGAACUGGGAGGUGACGAUAUGGAAAUGUUGAGAGCAGCCUUACAGUCGGACCCUGAAUUGAUGCAACCGUUGUUGGAGAGAUUGGCCCAAUCGAACCCUCAAAUCGCUGCCUUGAUCCAACAAGACCCAGCUGCAUUCAUAAGAACCUUUUUGGGUGCUGGAGGCGAUGACUUGGGAUUUGAAAUAGAAGGAGAAGACGCAGAGGGUGCGGCCGAGGGCCAGGUGCGUAUUCCACUCACCGAACAGGACCAGAAUGCUGUAGAGAGACUCUGUGAAUUGGGAUUCGAACGUGACAUUGUCAUCCAGGUUUACUUGGCUUGUGACAAGAACGAGGAAGUUGCUGCUGAUAUCUUGUUCAGAGAUAUGUAA